Messenger RNA from Acanthosepion pharaonis, 1149 nucleotides. Lineage: Eukaryota; Metazoa; Mollusca; Cephalopoda; Sepiida; Sepiidae. The record is from the annotation of a GenBank genome assembly.
AUGCUAUCAUCUCCAACACCAAAGAGACAACCAGCCCCAGACUCUAUUUCACAGUUGUAUAUUCAAGAUAUAUCAUUACCAUCUGGUAUUGAUAGAACCAAGAAAGGAAUAAAUGGGAUGCAAGACUAUUCCAAUAAAAGUUCUGUGAAGUCUUCUCACAGUGGCAAUAGACAGUGGCAAGAAGAAACCACAAGACAAGCAGAUGAUGAUGAAAUGGUUCUGUAUCCCUCCCAAUAUUGUAAUCCCUCUCCUUCACAAAGUAAUCAACAGCAAAAUACAGAAAUGAGGCCCUUGGGAGAGACUGUCAACUACCCUAGUGACACAACAAUUGUGGCCAGGGUGUGUAUCCUUCGUUGUUGUAAUCAUCGAAGAGUUCCAGUGACAGAAGGCGGAUAUGUAACUGGUCAGAGACAUUUAAUAAGUCCUCCUUACCCAGCCAAUCCUUGGUCUGAUGUUGCUGUUCCUACAACCGAUAUGAGAAGAAGCAAUCAUCCACCAACACCUCGAUUACAAUCCCAUCCUUAUGCAAGUGCUCAACAAAUGUUAUCAUCUCCAGCACCAAAGCCACGGCCAGCUCCAGAUUCUGUUUCACAGAUGUAUGUUCAAGACGUAGCAUUACCAUCUGGCAGGGACAAAAGCAAGAGGACAGUCAGGACUCAAGGCUAUUCCAGUAGAUGUUCUGUAAAAUCCACUCACAAUGAAAGAAAAGAUUGGAGUGAAGAUAAUACAGUAAAACCAGAAGUUGUAUCAGAUGUCUACUCUUUCCAGUAUUGUAACUCUUCUCCAUUCCAACAUGACCAACAACAUAUCACAGAUAUGGGACCCUUGGAACAGAUUGCAAGCUACCCCAAGACAUUUGAUAAGCACUCCUUCUUCAUCCAAUACUUCACACUAGAAAGAACACAUCACAUGGAGCCCCAACCAAGAGAUCAGGAUUAUAAUCUUAAUGAUAUCACAUCAUUAAACAGCAGACACACAAAAAUGGAUCAUUGUAUAAUUACAGAUGCAUAUACACCUUACUGUGGUAAUUUUUCAUCAAUACCAGUUGUUGAAUACACGGAUGAGGCCAAUGGGACAGACAAUCAAUAUCCCUCUGAUUUAACCACAACUUUGAUGUCAGCUGAAACCAAAGGAAGACAUGAAGCUUAG